AUGAGAAAAGCUUCCGUUGAGACUGAACAACCACAACAAACGCAAACACUGGAUCGCAUGAUCGAAGACAUCAUGAGCAAGGAUCAAGUAACUCUCCCCAUUGAAUACUGUACGGAUGAUUUGGAAAUUAUUUGUGAGGCCAUUAAAUCCGUUUCAUCGCUUCGGAAGCUUACGUUUAUUGGAGAGAUUUCAAAUGAAAGGACUCGGAAUGAUAGUUUUUUAAAUCUUGAUGAAUUUGAAAUGUUGUGGAGAAGUAUUUUGGAAGGAGAGAGCCCAUUGGAAUCGGUUGGAUUUUUAUCCAUGCAUUUGCAAGAUGAACAUUUAAUGUCAAUGAAAAACAUUCUGAAUGAAGUAUCAAACUCAAGUGUUGCAACAGCCUCCAUUACAUCCAUUGUAUUGAUUGGAAAUGAAUUUAGUUCAGAACGAAUGAAAGAUGUUUCGGAAGUAUUCAAAAACUUGAUGAAAAAUCUCAAAGAAAUUGUUUUUGAUGAUUCAUCGAAUUUGUCAAAAGACAAACACUCGUCCCCCACUACGAGUGAAGUUGAAAAGAAAUUGUCUGAAUUAACCGUUUAA
This is a messenger RNA of Naegleria fowleri, 573 nucleotides long. RefSeq lists its product as uncharacterized. Bases 1 to 573 code for a protein of 190 amino acids. The transcript has a single exon. Lineage: Eukaryota; Heterolobosea; Eutetramitea; Acrasida; Naegleriidae. The record is from RefSeq and is a predicted model, not a curated record.